AUGAUAACGUAAUUGCAUCAGCCGUGUUGGCCUAAACAUUACGAAUAGGGGAAUGGCAAUUGAUUCUGGAAUUAUGCGACAAAAUUCUGGGACCUAUUAUGUGGUGUGCAAUUUUACUGCUUUUUUAUCUGCGCCACGAUAAUGAGCUCUGUUGAAGGCGUCAAAGAUCAAGAGAUAUUGGUGAAGUAAUAAUAAUAAUGUUCAUUGUAUGGUCAUGACAUGUGUGACAAUUCAAUUAAAAUUGUCAACAAUCUUAUGACGGUCAAUCAAUGUUUUUAUUAUAAAAACCUGACUUCUUUAAUAUUCUACGGAAAAUUAAUAGAAUUCAUAUCAUUGUUCUUUUCUUUCUAUCGACAUUUUCGGUUAGUGAUUUUAAUCAAUUUUCGAUGCAAUUACCGCAAUGAUUGGUAAGACUAUCCAACAUGUUAUCAUUCGUCCCAUUUGGUUUGUGGUAUCCACUCAUCACCAGUGAAUAAAUUAAAUACUUAUUACUGUAUUUAGGGAAUGAUAAUCAUCACCUCCGGCAAUGAAAAAAAAACAUUAUUUUCGUCGUUGAUUUCUUUAAAAAAUGAUUCGCUCGAUAAAUUCACACUCAUUUUCAUAUUGAUUAAUUUUUUAUUAGUCUCGCAAUUAUUUGCAGUCGGUUCGCUCUAAUAAUUAUUAAUAAAAAAAGAAUUGGACCAACGCGUGUCUAGAUAAAAAAAAACAUAUUUUCUAGCAAAUCUCCACUGAUCCAAACCGCAUUGACCCAAAAUAUUAUACAAUUUUAAUCAUGCUCACAAUCACGAUGAUUUUGUUAAAAAAACAUUCAUUGUGGAUCAAUAACUCAUUCAUUGGAAAGGCGAAAGGUCUUUCUAAAAAUUUUAUGAGUUCUCUCAUGUAAAUCGUAAUGAUUACGACAAAAAAAUAUUUAAAAACAGUAAACAGUGAAGACCCGACAAGUCUCGCGUUCUUCCACCCCCUCCCCCCUCUACUCCGAAAACCAAAGAUUUUCAACAAUUCAGCAGGAAAUACGCCAACUUCAUCAAGUGAUACAGAGUAAUAUCGGCUUACUACCAUUGACCCAACGAUAUCCCAAAUCCAAGUAAUUUCCGAACAACCACAAAACUGUCUUCAUCUCCUUAAAACAGAUACUCGCAGUUCCGUUUUAUGACAUCGAGCCAGAAACCCACCCGUCGCGGUCAUAUCUCCCUCUGGAAUCUAAUCCCUCCCCCCUAUGCUCCUAUUUCUCAGCAUAAUGCAAUACAAUUAAUUUCAACGAGCACGAGCGUAGGAUAUUGUGGACAAAUUUCAUUUCCGCCUGAGUAACACAUCAAUUCCAUGUCAUCAUUGUACGUAUAACAUCAGAGCAUUUAUUUGAACUCAACUUCAACAACAAGAUUUCAGUUCUCCAUGUUCAACCGUUGGAAAAUAUUUACUAAAACAAUGAAAAAAUGGUAAAGUAGCAGAGUAUUACCGAAUAAUUAUCGUAACAAUGUAAAUAAAUUCAAUUUUCGACAAUUGUGGGGAAUAUUUUUGACAUUGGAAUCCAAUCGAGGACCCAGACGUCUCCGGGAAGUGCGAAAACACUUGGGCUGUUUAUGACCGAAACAGCUCAACACGUGGAUAACCCCAAGGAGAAAAGGGCCUUGUCUUUGGGUCGGACCUCACACCCUGGACAAGUCGAGGGCGGGAACACUCUAAAACGGUCUCUCGAGGACAGCCCACGGGAUUUCAAGCCAGUAGUCUUUAAACAUGACUUUUCCUAAAAAUUGCAUUUGACUAAAUCGGAAUAAAGAUUGUGACAUUUGAUUAAGUAGUGCAAGUCAUUAAUUUGCUAUACAAUUAUCAGCGCUUUCCGUCAAUAAUCUAUAAACAAUUUCGUCCCAACAUAAAAUCAUUUUGACGACAAAAAUAAUUUUUUUGACCUGGAAAAAAAUUGAAUUAAAUUACCCAAUGUCACCAGAAAUAGAUUUAAUGUGUAGAAAAACGAAUUCUCAGGAAGUUUUAACAAUUGAACGUUAUUUAUUUGUGAAGAAUAAAUUUAAUGAUUGAAAAAUUAUUCAUUUCAGCGUGAAAUCUGCACAACAUUGUCCAUAGUAGCCCAAUAUUUUUGCGCUCGUGACCUUUUCGUGUGCAGAAAGGCAAAUACAUUAUCAUUUAUUUUACGAGACGUGUGCUGCGAUGUGGGAGAGGGUACCUCCUAUAGGCUCUCAGCCAAUCUAUGAUUGUUGCCCGCGUUGGGCCGGGGACCCAUCGGCAGUUGUCGGUAUAUAAUGAAAGCACUAGCGAGCAAAUAAACCUAACAUUUGUUCCUCGUGGCAGUGAUUAAAUCAAUUACAAUCGGCUUGGCUAGAGUUGAGUACACUUCGUCGUACUGUCAUAUCAGCUUUAAAAACCUUUUAUCGGAAUUGCUCAUUGCGACAGUAUUUUUGUGAAAGCAUUUGGACAAUUUGAUAUUUUUGAAAACUGUUCGUACUUCGCUAACAGAAAGUGAUCGUCCAUUCACUCGACUAGAAAUUGAUAUUCAGAAGUUCGUGGAAGAUUGAGUGUGAGGCAACAGCUACCAUUCUAAGUCUUUGAUUAUCGAGUUUCAGUAUUUUUUACCUUAAAAAAAAAUGGAAGAUGAUAAGAGGCUUCUACCCUCAUGCACGAAUUUACCAUUGGAUCCGGAUGGAUUGGAGGAGCUAGUGGAUAGAGCCAAAGAUUGGGCUCUCAUGCAUGGUAUGGGUGUACGCCCUACCAGUAAUACAACAAAAGAUAUAAUUCAAUUUGCUCCGUUUGCACUUCUACCAUCGGUAUUUCCACGAAAGGAAUUCGAGGAUGCAUGCGAAAUUCAGGCUAUUUUGAAUACACUGAUGCACCGAGUUGCUCAUGAUUACGAAUUUUUGAAAGGAACACUGGAGGGUGUUGUUAUGGUGGAUUCAUUCACAAGAAGGCUCUUUCAAAUAUACGAAAAUGUUUAUACAGAGGGCUUCACUCAAAAAGUGUCAUUGGGCUUGUUGAGGUCAGAUUUGAUGCUUGAUUCGCGAUGCAAGGAGAAUAUCACUUUACAAAAGCCCUUUUGUUGCUGGAAACAAGUGGAGAUUAAUACAAUGGCGUCUGGAAUGGCCUGGCUGGGACCCAUUACCACAGAAUUUCAUAAAUUCAUUUUGACUGAACUUGGCUUGAAGAAUUUAACGAAAUAUUUGCCUGUUAAUAACGCACUUCAAGGAAUUUGUAGGGCCAUGGUCGACGCCUGGAAGAUAUACAAUCACCCGGAAGCUGCUAUAUUAUUCAUCGUCGAGGAUUUUUCCUUCAACAUCUGCGAUCAGAGAUUUCACGAGUUCGAGAUAAAACGCCAGAAUCCGAAUAUCCGAGUUAUCAGAAGGACAUUGACUCAGUUGGCUAGCGAAGCGCAACUUAGUCCCAAGAAAGAACUUAUAGUAAAUAAUCGAAUAAUCGCGGUGGUUUACUUCAGAUGUGGAUACGAACCGGGUCAAUAUCCAACAGAUAAAGAGUGGGAGGUGAGGCUAUUGAUUGAGAAAUCACUAGCUAUUAAAUCACCGUCGAUUCAGUACCACCUAGCUGGUACAAAAAAAGUUCAGCAGGCAUUGGCAAAGCCCGGAGUAUUGGAACAAUACUUAAAAAAUCAAAAAACAGUUGAACGUGUCAAAGAAAUAUUCACAGGAUUAUAUGCACUGGAAGUGAAUGAGAAUGAAAAUACAAUUGUGGAAAUGACGAUGGCAGAUCCAGAACGUUUUGUUCUGAAGCCACAGAGAGAAGGCGGAGGCAAUAACGUGUAUGGGCUUGACAUCAGGGCCCUGCUGGAGUCCAUGAAAAGCCCUCAGGAGCGGUUGGCGUGGAUUCUCAUGGAUAAAAUUCACCCGCCACCGCAAUUGAAUUAUAUCGUACGUGCGGGCAGCUCUGACAGUCUUCAGCUCAAACGAGUUAUCUCCGAACUCGGUAUUUUUGGUGUUAUCAUUGGAGAUGAUAAAACGAUAUUCAGUAAUAAACAAGUCGGUCACUUGUUGAGAACUAAGGUCAAUGGAUGUAAUGAAGGGGGACUGAUGAGUGGUACUGCAUCCACUGACAGUCCUUUCUUGAUUGAUUAAGGGAAAUGGAAAUUCAAUGUUUUAAAAAUUUUUGUGUAAAGUGUAGGUGAUGUGGGUGUCAAUAAAUGUUUAUGAAUUUCAAGUGGUGCUUUGGUUAAUUUAACGAGUAUUGGGAAAACCUGAACUUUUAGGGAUUGCAAUUUUCA
Molecule: messenger RNA, 4219 nt
Organism: Diachasmimorpha longicaudata
Lineage: Eukaryota; Metazoa; Arthropoda; Insecta; Hymenoptera; Braconidae
Product: glutathione synthetase-like
Exons: 4
Coding region: 2598-4073 (491 amino acids)
Biological process (GO): glutathione biosynthetic process
Cellular component (GO): cytosol
Molecular function (GO): glutathione synthase activity; glutathione binding; ATP binding
Source: RefSeq, a predicted model, not a curated record